Molecule: messenger RNA, 609 nt
Organism: Salmo salar (Atlantic salmon)
Lineage: Eukaryota; Metazoa; Chordata; Actinopteri; Salmoniformes; Salmonidae
Product: small nuclear ribonucleoprotein F
Biological process (GO): mRNA splicing, via spliceosome; spliceosomal snRNP assembly
Cellular component (GO): pICln-Sm protein complex; catalytic step 2 spliceosome; U1 snRNP
Molecular function (GO): RNA binding
Source: RefSeq, a predicted model, not a curated record
UUUUGGGUCAAAGUUGAAAGGCUCUAGCUUCCUGGUUUCGGCGGCAAUGCGUAGAAGUCUGGACGUUUUUGUAUCGAACAGAUAGUAAAAUACUAAGAUAUAAUAGCACCACAUUUCGUACAGCAAUGAGUUUACCUCUGAACCCGAAACCCUUCCUGAACGGCCUGACAGGCAAGCCGGUGAUGGUGAAGCUGAAGUGGGGGAUGGAGUACAAGGGCUACCUAGUGUCUGUGGACAGCUACAUGAACAUGCAGUUGGCGAACACAGAAGAGUAUGUGGAUGGAGCGUUGGCUGGUCACCUUGGAGAAGUACUUGUUAGGUGCAAUAAUGUUUUGUAUAUUAGAGGAGUGGAGGAAGAAGAGGAGGAUGGAGAAAUGAAAGAAUGAUGGCGAGGAUGAGACUUGCAACUGAAGAUCUGGAUGAGUGUUGUUUUGAAUCUUUGUUUUUUCAUUUUCACUAUGUGGAAAAUGGACUCUUGGUAAGAAAGUUAGCUUUAUAUAGGUGAAACUUUCAAGAGCAAUUUUUUUUUUUUACUGUUUAUGAUCCAAUAUGUAUUAUAUCACUGUAUAAUAAAUUGAAAAGAUGAUGGUUAUUGUACCCAUUCCUAAA